This is a messenger RNA of Aspergillus heteromorphus CBS 117.55, 3241 nucleotides long. RefSeq names its product gamma-tubulin-complex subunit SPC97. Bases 141 to 2792 code for a protein of 883 amino acids. Gene Ontology annotation, molecular function: gamma-tubulin binding; microtubule minus-end binding. Gene Ontology annotation, biological process: microtubule nucleation; meiotic cell cycle; cytoplasmic microtubule organization. Lineage: Eukaryota; Fungi; Ascomycota; Eurotiomycetes; Eurotiales; Aspergillaceae. The record is from RefSeq and is a predicted model, not a curated record. Gene Ontology annotation, cellular component: centrosome; gamma-tubulin small complex; mitotic spindle pole body. The transcript is spliced from 4 exons.
CAUUCAUUCAGUCAUUCAAUCAAUCAGUCAGUCAGUCACUUGCUACUGUCCGAGUCGAAACAAACCACCCUGUUCACCACCCAAUGGUGAUCUCGGCACAGGCUGCAUGAUCGUCCCUCCCUUCCUGACCUUGCGGGACCAUGUCCGUCAAUGACCGUCGCGCCAGCUACAUGAGCGCUCCGAGACCCCGCGUUGCGUCCAACCGCGUCGGCGACGCUGAAAAGGCCGCUCUGCGCAGCGCCGCGUCCCCCUUGCAAUCGGAGAGCAUGGACCAUCGCGGAAGCACCUCCAGCCAGAGAACCAGAGCCUCGGGCGACAAGCGAGCCGAACGAAUGGCGCUCCAAACGAGAGAGAGGUCCCAAGUCCGGACCAGAAACCCGGUCAAGGAAUCGUCCAGUGCAGGGAACCGAGGAGAAAUGAUGCUGGAGAGGUCCCGGUCGAAGCGAGGGAGUCAGCCAGAGGCGGCGAGUCCCAAUGCCCGGAAGAAGGAGAAGCAGCCGGCGGAGACUCCAUGGAGCCCACAGGCCUCGUUAAUGCCCCAUUCAACGGCGCCGCUGGCGAGUCGAGUGUCAGUUCCUCCCUUGGCCUCCACGUUACCGCAGUAUCUUCAACCAAUUCCACUCCGCGAGCUUGCGGCCGACGCGCAGGAGAAGGCGGUCUUGGAGGAUCUGUUAUACGUUUUCAUGGGCUUUGAGGGCCAGUACAUCCACUACCGCGGCUCAUACGAUCCGUCCUCAGAGAAGGACCGGUUGACCGGUCCCGAGUUCCAGCUGCCAACAGGAAUUGACCCGACUUUGAAGGAUCUCACGCAAUCGACAUUGAGGAUAGCGACCCAUUACAGCGCGUUAGAGGCAUUCGUGGAGGUACAAAGUCGCGCGGAGUACGGGGCGGUUAGCCAUUCGCUAUGCGCUACGAUCCGGAAAUUGCUCAAGGAGUAUCUAGUCCUGGUUGCUCAGCUCGAGAAUGAGCUGCUCAACAACCCGACCUUCACGCUGCACCUCCUUCACUUGCACACUAUGCCGACCAGCCAAUGUCUGGCUCAGCUAUACUCCCUAGGCCAGGAGCUGCUCCGGCGGAAUGGGCUGUUGGACCAGGAUCUCGACGAGUCGAUCGAUGAUUUUGACGACGUGGAUAACAUUCUCGAGCAGCUCAAGGAGGGUGGAGACCUGGUGCCGGGCGCCAUGUCCAGCAAGAAGAUCUGCAAAGGAGGCAAUGUGCUGCGGCUGCUGACCGAGCGAUUGGCGACCUUUUCGGGUGAUCCGACGACGAAGGCUCUUCUAGAACGACUACUCCGGGAUGCCAGUCGGCCCUAUAUGACGAUGCUCAACGAAUGGCUGCAUCAUGGUGGCAUCAAGGACCCACACGGGGAAUUUCUUGUCAAGGAACAAAAGUGGAUCAAGCGGGAGAAGCUUGAGGAGGACUACACGGACGAGUACUGGGAGAAGCGAUACACGAUCCGCGACAACGAGAUUCCGCCACAGCUUGAAAGCGUGAAGGACAAAGUUCUUCUAGCUGGAAAAUACCUGAAUGUGGUGCGAGAGUGCGGUGGUGUCGACGUUAGCAAAGCAGUCAAGGAUGUGCCCAAGACCCUGGACGACCCGCGAUUCUUGGACAACGUCAAUGCCGCCUACACAUACGCAAACGCGUCGCUGCUCAACCUCCUCUUGACCAAGAACUCGCUCACUACCCGCUUCCGCUCCCUGAAACACUACUUCUUCCUGGAUCGCUCCGACUUCUUCUCCUACUUCCUCGAACUCGGAGCGUCCGAGCUCCGCAAGCCCGCCAAGAACGUCAACGAAAGCAAGCUCCAGUCGCUUCUCGACCUGGUACUACGCCAACCAGGCAGUAUUGCAGCCCAGGACCCCUUCAAAGAAGACGUCAAGGUGCGGAUGAACAAGAUCGGCCUCACAAAAUGGCUGAUGCAGGUUGUGAGCGUUUCCGGCAUCGAUCAAGACCAUCCGGAGGCGGCAAUCGAGCGAUACCAGGCACCGUCCCAGGGGGUAGAAGACGAUAAAGACAUCGUCGGGUUUGACGCGCUGGAGCUGGACUAUUCCGUCCCCUUCCCAUUGUCCCUCGUCAUCAGUCGGAAGACGGUCCUUCGGUACCAGCUGAUCUUUCGACACAUCCUGUCGCUCCGCCACCUCGAGACCAUGCUCGUCACCUCGUGGCUGGACCAGAGCAAGGUCGUCGCGUGGCGACACAAGUCCUCCGACCGGCGGUUGGAACUGUGGAAGCGGCGCGCAUGGAACCUGCGCUCGAAGAUGCUGGUGUUUGUCCAGCAGCUCCUCUACUUCUGCACGGCAGAGGUCGUGGAGCCCAACUGGCAGAGCCUGAUGGACCGGGUGAACGGGACCGACGCAGACGGGUCUGAGGUGACCGUCAACGGCACGAAGCAAGUCAACCGCACCGUAGACCAGCUCAUGCAGGACCACGUGGACUUCUUAGAUACCUGUCUGAAGGAAUGCAUGCUCACGCAGGCCAAGCUUCUCAAGAUCCACCACCGCCUCAUGACCUGCUGCACCAUGUUUUCCUCCUGGGCCACCUCGUCGCUUGCCCGCGCCCUCGCCUCUGCCGACCCCGAUCUAGCCGGAAACAAGGCCGCCGGCUCGGACGGACGGGGAUACGAUCCAUCCCGAAUCGACAAACUCGAGGAGACGCUGAAGCGAUGCGAGGAGCAUUUCAACCGCCAUCUACGGAUUCUGAUGGACAGCCUGAACUACUAUGCCGCUACAGAGAGCGUCGUGCUUCUGAAGCUUGCGCACGCCUUGAGCGCGAUCAGCAAAGAGGACUGAGCGCGAGUGGGAGCUAUAACCCUUUUAUCCUCAUCCGAGGGAUUGUAUCUUCCCUGCGGGUCUUUAGUCCCCUAUCCCAUCCGGGUCAGCCUAUAGAAUGGAUGGGCACUCCCACAUCUCCAUAGAGAUCCCGACCAGGAGGCCAUGUAGGGCUGCGGCUUGCGCAGACCGGCAGCAAGGGAGAUAGAUGGCUGCGCUGCCCACGAUGCUCCAAUCCCAAACCAUCCAUCCGGCAACACUCCUCUUCGCACCCGUCUCUAUCCAUUUCUUCCCACAUUUCUUUUUCUUCUCUCUGAUUAUUAUAUUCCAUCGGUUAGCACAGGCGGGACGGAGUAUCGGCAGCGGGCAGACGGGCAGACGGGCAGGCAGGACAGUAUAGGACAAAGGCGAUGACGACGAGCGAUGGACAGGACAUGUUUAGUUAUGUCUUCUGGUGAUUGAUGAUUUGG